AGAGACAGAGGAUCCAGCCCCCUGGGACAGUGGUGUGUGUUUUGGGGGGUGGACAGAGUGGCUUUGUAAGCAGAACAUCACUGGACACCGCCGGGAGAGACGCUGUCAGUUGUUCUGUGUGUGUGUCUGUAGUGAAACCGGACCUACCUCUGUGCCACCGGUGGCUCCAUGCGCCACACUCACUCCUCCAUCUGCUAGCCAGGAGUCUGCUCUGCCUUCUGCUUCCUCUGGAAUGAACCCCCCUCUGAGAGUGUGAAUGUGUGUGAGAGAGUGUGUGUGUGUGUGUGUGUGUGUGUAUGUGUUUCAGCCCUUGGAGAGCUAAUUCCCUCGGUGUCGUCGGAGGUCAGGGGCGAUAGACUGUGAUGUGGAACUUGUGGGAUUAAAAAAUCACGGAUACUUUCUGGAGACUUGGCCCGCAGCGGUAAUGGAGAGGAGCCAAGGGAAGGGAGGUUUAACUCUGUCGUGUCUGCGGACUUUGACUGAAUGACCAGAGGAUCCGUGCGCUGCAGUAACACCCGCCGUCGUCUCCUGGCUUGACUGUGUCUGCUGUGUUUUCGUGCCCAAAGCUGCUGCCCAGCCCGGCCGCUCUCGUGUAGGUACCCGGGUGUGUGAGUGCCCCAUGUGGGCGGUGAAUGAUGCGGAUCUGAGUGAACGCCGCGCCCCGAUGCCUGCUGCUAUGCUCCCGUGUUCUGCGCCAGCCGGGUCCGACUGGUGCUUCCAGAACCCGGUGGGGGUGGACUGUAGCUCUCCCGAACCCCGCUGUAUCUGGGUGGCGGUGCUCCGUGGGGCCGCGGGCCCCGAGCCAACGCCACCGACACCCCCCGCCAUGCCCGUCAGAAGCGGGCACAGCCAGCGCUCUCACCAGCUGAGGGGUAAAGGGCGGAGGGAUGGUCUCUCCUCAGCCAGCGAAAACCCCCGGCCGGCGAUGGCGGCGAGGCCGGCGAGGGAGGGGGUCGGCGUGGGCUGGCAGGGUCCCAGGACGCUGGUCCUCCACAAGAACUCCCAGGGUUUCGGCUUCACACUGCGCCACUUCAUCGUUUACCCUCCAGAGUCCGCCCUGCAUACCAACCUCAAGGAUGAGGAGAACGGGAAUGGAAAGGGGUAUCAGAGAAGUCGACUGGAGCCGAUGGACACCAUAUUUGUCAAGAAUGUGAGAGAAAGAGGUCCGGCCCACCAGGCGGGUUUGUGUACAGGGGAUCGGCUGGUGAAAGUGAAUGGAGAGAGUGUUUUAGGCAAGACAUACUCCCAGGUGAUAGCCCUCAUCCAGAACAGUGAGAGUGUGUUGGAGCUCUCGAUUAUGCCAAAAGAUGAAGAUGUGUUGCAAUUGGCGUACUCCCAGGAUGCCUACCUGAGGGGCAACGAGCCUUACUCAGGGGGAGCCCAGAACCUCCCGGUACCGCCUCCCCUCUGUUACCCACGCGCUAAGACCCAGCCCACCACUGGAGCCCCCUCGUCCGUGCCCAUGGGCCAGAACCAGCUGGAUAACUGGAGCCGCUGGCCAGGCUCCUCCAGCCCCUCUUCACCCCUGGACAACCGCUCGGCUGUGGGCAGCCCGGCCAGCUGGCAGGAGGGGCGGGCGGGCGAGCCGGGCGGCGUGGGUCACAGUAGCCCCGCCCACCGCACAGAAGAGAUCCAGUACGGUAUGACUGGCCAGCAACCUCAGGGCCAGACCAGGGGGCGCUCCUACUCGUCUUCUUCCUCUUCCGGUGGUCCCCUGUCCAGCCCGCUGCAGGUCCACUACCCCAACCACAACACUGCCAGCUCCUCCCAGGCCCAGCCGCGGAAGUCCAGCUCGGCGUGGAGCAGCCCUCCCCUGCCUCAGCUCAGCCAAAGCCGCAGUGAGCGCUGCCAGCAGGCCCUCUCCGACUGGUACCACAGCCAGCUGCCCGAGCGCUCAGGACGCAGCAUGCAGAGCCGCCACCGCAGCUACUCUCAGGACCGGCUUAGCGAGAUGAGGAGGCAGCAGCAGCGGACGGGCGGCUGGCCUCACAGCGCCUCCCAGGACACGCUGCUCCUCCUGCAACAAUCAGGUCCCGGGCCCCACGGGGACUCAUACUGGUCCUAUGGAGACUGGGAGGGGGCCCCGGGUCGAGGUCCUCCUGCCUCGAGCUACGCCCGAACGCGCUCCGAGAACCUGCUGGCCCAGUACGAUCGCUACGGCCGCUCAUUAGAGACGCUGGACCGGGCGGGCUCCGGACUGGUGUCCCCUCGCUUCGAGAGGCCCUCCUGGCUCCAGCAAGCUCCCCAGCCCCCGCCUAGAACUGAAGCGUACCAGCGGCACGGGAGCCAUUACGGUGCAGCACAGGCUGCUCCGGCGUCCCGACACGCACAGUCCCAUCCCAAACACCAUCCCCAAACGAACGCGCAGGCCCACUCCCAGCCCCAGUCCCAGCAGGCCGCUCCGCAGAGCAGGCGGCUGCCCCCGGCACAGAGCAUGGACGACCAGCCUGUGGGAUACCGUAGCUAUAGCCCCUCUUUUUACCGCAAGACGGGCCGCAUCAUGCAGCAGGCCCACUCUUUCAGGGACCCUUCGUACUCUGGCCCUCACCUCAACUGGAACCCGACCCCCAAAACCAGCCCACCAGAGGGCACCCCGGUCUCCCUCACCACCUCGGCCUCUUCCCCCAUGGCCUCCACCACACCCGAACCCCAAGACAGAGCGUACAGGCCCACGAAUCACGAGAGGGAAAACGUGCCAGCGGAGGAGCAGGUGGAAGCCGUGGCGGCCGCGCAGACGCAGGAAGUGGUGCUGAGACAGAAACCUCCCACGGGGCGGAGGAACGCCCACGGCAUGCGCCAUCCCCACUACGCCCUGCCCAUGGACGGCCUGGAGCCCACGCUGUUCUCCCCAGAACCCCAGGAAGCGGCGACGGCGCCUCGCCCCGCAGGAGACGGAGUCCCGCGCAAGCCGAACGGCAACCUCGCCCCCCUUCCCAUAGAGGAUGACUCGCUGGCCUCCAUCCCCUUCAUAGAUGAGCCGACCAGCCCCAGCGCAGAUUUGCGCGCCCGCCACGUGCCAGCGUCCUCCGUGGUGUCCAGCGGCAUGAGUUCGGCGCCCGCCGUGGUCACCAGCCCCGUCUCCCCCACCUUCACCUUCCCCCUCAAUAGGCUCUUCUCACACGACUGCAGCAGUAUUAAAUCCAGUCGCCGUUCCUCCUAUCUUCUAGCCAUCACCACGGAGCGCUCCAAGUCUUGCGAUGAAGGGCUCAACACGUUCCGGGAGGAAGGCCGCGUCUUCUCGCGGCUACCGAAGAGAGUCAAGAGUUUCUUCACAGAUGGGUCUCUUGACAACCUUGGUACGGCGGAGGACGUGCGCUCCAAACGUCACUCCACCUCGGAGCUGGGCAGCAUCACCUACAGCGACGUGCGGCGAGAAGGAUGGCUGCACUACAAACAGAUCCUCACAGAGAAGGGCAAGAAAGUGGGCAGCGGCAUGCGACCGUGGAAGCGGGUCUUUUCGGUGCUUCGCUCCCAUUCGCUGUUCCUCUACAAGGACAAGAGGGAGGCGGUCCUUCGCGGGGCCACGAUCGGAGGCGGCGCUGAGGACGAACAGCCCAUCAGCAUCCGCGGCUGCCUGGUAGACAUCGCCUACAGUGAGACCAAGCGAAAGCACGCCCUGCGACUGACCACCCAGGACUUCUGCGAGUACCUGCUGCAGGCAGAGGACCGGGAGGACAUGCUGGAGUGGAUCAAAGUCAUCAGGGAGAACAGCAAGACGGACAGCGAGGAGUUUGGCUUUUCCAGACAGGCCCUGAUCAGUAAGAAGCUGAAUGACUACAGAAAACAGAGUCCGACAGGCAGCAAGCCCGACUCCUCUCCCAGGGUGCCCCGGAUGAAGCCUCCCUUCCUGCUGGCCAAGAUGGAGAACCCUGCCGGGGCGCCGCGCUCCCCCAAACCUGACGGUAAAGAUGAGAGCAGCCCUCCAAAGUCUCCAUGGGGAAUCAACAUCAUUAAGAAGUCUAAGAAGGCCGGGCCUAAGGCUUUUGGUGUGAGGCUGGAGGAAUGUCAGCCAGGUGCUAAUAACAAGUUCAUCCCCAUGAUCGUGGAGAUCUGCUGCGGCCUGGUGGAGGAGAUGGGUCUGGAGUACACCGGCAUCUACAGGGUCCCGGGGAACAACGCCAUGGUGUCCACUCUGCAGGACCAGCUCAACAAGGGUGUCGACAUCAACCCGACAGAGGAGAAGUGGCAGGACCUCAACGUCGUCAGCAGCUUACUCAAAUCUUUCUUCCGGAAACUUCCAGAGCCGCUUUUUACUGACGACAAGUACAAUGACUUCAUAGACGCCAACCGAAUGGAAAACGCAUCAGACAGACUCAAGACCAUGAAGAAACUGAUCCGAGACCUCCCAGAUCAUUACUACCACACUCUGAAGUUCCUGAUUUGCCAUCUGAAGACUGUAGCCGACCACUCAGACAAGAAUAAGAUGGAGCCUCGUAACCUGGCGCUUGUGUUUGGGCCGACUCUGGUGCGGACAUCUGAAGACAACAUGACAGACAUGGUCACACACAUGCCUGACCGAUACAAGAUAGUGGAGACACUCAUCCAACAUUACGACUGGUUUUUCAGCGAAGAGCUAGACAAGGAUGAAAAGACGCCGGUGGACACAGAGGACGUGCAGCCCGCCCCCAACAUCGACCACCUGCUGUCCAACAUCGGAAGGACCGGCCUGCUCGGGGAGGCCUCAGACUCAACCAACAGUGACUCAGCUAAAUCAAAGGGGUCGUGGGGGUCAAAGCGAGACCUCACAGCCAAGGACUUCCUGACUCUGUCCAUCAUGUCCGCCGUUACCGGCCGCAAACGCAGGAAGCGUCACAACGCCCGCCUCGUGGGCAGCAGCACUGACGACGACUCUGAGCACGAGCCAAUCAAAGCUGGGCAUCUGGGCACAGAAGAGGGAGAGGAGCCGGAGUCGCCAGACGGAGACACCGCUCCUCGAGCGGAGGAAGAGGAAGAUGGUGAUGAAGAGGAAGAAGAGGAGGAGGAGGAAGACGAGGAAGUUGCAGAAAGAGGAGAACGAGUCAAAGAGGAGGUAGAAGAGGAGGUGGUGGCGGUUGUUCCCAGCCGGCCGUGCCGUAAAGAAGAAGAGGAGGACGAGGAAGGAGGGCAGGCAGCCGUGCUGCUCCCUGAGGAGGAGGUGCGGGUCGGGGUGAAGGGGCCGCCGUGGCGAGCGCCAGAGGAUGCACGCUCUAUCGUCUCUGGUUACUCCACCCUCUCCACGCUGGGCCGGAGCCUGGUGUCUGAGGGGAGGGGUGACGAUGCAGAUGAUGAAAACAGCGAGCUGGUGAGCGAGACAGACAAUGAGAGCGGCUUUGCGUCGCGCUCCCUCACCCAGGAGAGGCCUGAGAAACACCCGCCAGCGUCCACGAGCACACAGCCGCCCGCAGCCCCGCGCAGCUUCCUCUACACACACUACAAACCCCCUGCUCUCUCCACCACGCCCCUUCUCGCCCCGCCCACACCUCUCACACACACACCGGACCCUGGGGAGAGGAGUGAAGGAGGGGCUCGAUCCACCACGCCAUCGUCCUCCUCCUUCUCCUCCUCCUCCACCACUCACAGACUGCACUCGCGGCCCUCCUUCAACUCCCACAAGCUAAUCCAGUGCGACACCCUGGCCAGGAAGAAGCUGAAGGGCGAGAAGGCCAAGGCUCGCUCCCUAGACCUGCUCGAACUGUCCGGAGCUUCGGCUCAGGGCAACGGGGCCGGGAUGGGGGCAGAAGGUGCGCCCAGGGUGAGGAGGGACACUUCGAGAACCAACCCCUCCUCCGGCAGCAGCCAGGAGAGCCUGCACCCGGCCCGGCCCCGGCCGGCCCUGCCGCCCAGCGAGGCCGCCUCCUUCACCCCGGCCGGACAGGGGCAGGGACACGGAGCGGGACGCGGGUCUCUGGUGGAGCAGGUUCGAGCCCGUCUGCUGGGCUCGGCUGACGACCUGCGCAGCGUGGGGCUGCGGAAACCCCUGUCGCCCGAGACACGGAGGAAGAGACGGGCGUGGCGCAGACACACGGUGGUGGUCUCCCCUACAGAGGCGUCCGAGAAGAGACCCCCGCUAGCUGUUAAUGAAUUCCCCUUGUCACCCGUCACCCCCAACCAGACCAAAUCACCAGGGCUGCCUCAUGACUCCCAGGGAGUCGACCCAGGACCGGCUGCACGUCGCGUGCCUGCCUCUAGAUUCCACCAGUACCUGUGAUCCUGGAUGGCGAAUCCCCACUCCCUCCUGACCUCCUGCGCCGAGGACCUGAAGGCUGAAGCUGCUGAUUGAGACGGGGGUCCAGGCACGUAAUGGUACCAGAUCAAAUGAGAAGUCUUGAGAGCAGUCCCCCCCCCCCCAGCAACCCCUCCUUUUCUUUUUGAUAAGCUCCAUUUGCAUGGCAUGGGGCAUUCCAGUGUUGCCAAAGCUUAUUUUCCCCCCAUUGUGUGUGCUUUUAGAGCGAUAAUACAGAAAUGGGCCAGAGACACAGACAGACCUCAUCACAGUCAAUGUUACAGCCAAGAAUUUUCAAUUUCAGUAAUAGCCCGACACCCCCGAUCCCUCCUGUCGUCUCUUCCUGCCUGUCUGGCUGACAGAGGAAAUGAAUCAAGGGGUUUGUGUCUCCUUAAGUGACCAGAGAAGGAUGCCGAGCAAAACACAGCCUUUUCACUGGUUUCUUCUUAGAGAAUGGUGCUUCUGAGCAGUGUGGAUUUUACAGUGUCUCCAAAUCUGUUGUGGUGAGCCAAAACAGGGGGAAGCAGACCACGCUCACCAUCACACCCCCCUUCACCCACACACACACACACACACACACACACACACACACACACUGAUGCACACUGCUUGCAAAAGUUAAUUGGCCAGGUUGGAGCCAUUUCAAGAGGGGGUCCCAGCUUUCAGGCCAGAGCUGAUUUUGCAUAUCAGUCUUCCUAAUCUGUUUCUCCUCAGACCACAGACACUGUAAUAUGGUCAGCUCCUCUCAAAACAGUAGAUGGAAUACAAACACACACACACACACACACACACACACAAAAUGCAGUUGACUGUCUGUACUUGUUAAUAAUGUUUAUCAGUGCGUUUGUGUGUUUGCGCAGCGAUGUUCGUGAUAAUUUCUGAGUGUGCAGGUGUUUGUCUUUAACUAUUUUGUAACAUUUGUACAAAGCCUUGUUAAGUUAACCUUGUAAAUAUAAAUAUUAUGUUAUCAUAUUUGUUUUUACUUUUUUUCCAGUUCUUUUUUUAUGGUUUACAAAAAGUGCGUACAAAGUGCACAGUCAUUUCUUUCAAGAUGUUACUUGAAAUGUUUCCCUUAAUAUAUUCUUUUUUUUUGUUUUAUAUUUCAAUAUAUAUAUUAUAUAUAUUUUGUAUGAAAAUAAUGAGUACUUUUGUUGUGAUUUCACCUCUCGGGUGUACCUGUUCAAAGCAGACAAGAUAAAAGCGAAACA
Myripristis murdjan (pinecone soldierfish) is the source of this 7410-nucleotide messenger RNA. It is a transcript of the gene arhgap23a, whose product is annotated as Rho GTPase activating protein 23a. Lineage: Eukaryota; Metazoa; Chordata; Actinopteri; Holocentriformes; Holocentridae. Gene Ontology annotation, biological process: signal transduction. The coding region runs from base 620 to 6187 and encodes 1855 amino acids. The record is from RefSeq and is a predicted model, not a curated record. Gene Ontology annotation, molecular function: protein binding. The transcript has 24 exons.